Molecule: messenger RNA, 285 nt
Organism: Sporothrix schenckii 1099-18
Lineage: Eukaryota; Fungi; Ascomycota; Sordariomycetes; Ophiostomatales; Ophiostomataceae
Exons: 1
Coding region: 1-285 (94 amino acids)
Source: RefSeq, a predicted model, not a curated record
AUGCCCAAGAGCGAGAUCGAGAUUGCCGACCUACCGCCGCUGCUGCAGGACAGCCGCUGGACCUUUUACCUGGACGACGUGCCCGAGCUCGACACACGCGGCGCGCUCUGCACCAACAAGUGGCUCGGCAGCCUCGGCCCGGGCGAAGUGUCGAUUGUCAACGUGCGGCCAGAUGGCUAUGUCGGGUCCAUUGGCCGGUGGGACUCGAGCAUCGACGAGUCAGGCGUGGAGGCAGCGCGGUGGCUCGACUCGUACUACGACCGGUUCAUGCAGUUGCCAAGUUGA